UGUGUGUGUGCGUGUGCGGGAGCGUGUGUGUGUGUGUGUUAGUGUGUGAGGGAGAGGGAGUGGAGAGUAGAGCUAUCUCUCAGCCACUGUGAGAGUGGAGCCGGCUGCUUUUGCCUGAACCUGUCGGCGCUCUGUGUAGCCGUGGAAGUCACAUGACAGAAGAGAAGGGACCGCGAGAACACCCAGCACUCACCUGGCCCAUUUCCCUCUGUCUGUCUGUCUGUCCGUCUGUGUGUCUGCAGGUCCACGAGUGCCUCUGUCUCUCUCUCCCUCUGUCUCUCGCCCGCUCUGUGCCGAGCUGAAGCCUGGCUUCAUUGUUUCAGUCUGCUCUCCGCAGGUGUACAUUGGACAUUACGACUUGCUCAUCGUCCCCCGCUGGUCACUUCACUAUCCUGAGUCUCUACAGGGGAGCGAGGCCUUCACCUGACUUGACUACCACUCGCUACUGCAGCGUAGCACCAUCUCAGCAGCAGUAAGGAGUGACCCCUUCCCCUCUGGACUCAAUGGCAGACGGUCGGCAGCCCGAUGACAGCACCCCGCAGUGGGCUCCCCCAGGGGCCCAGGGCCCCCCGGCCUCCGCCGCUCACGGAGAGAACGGCUUCUCCUCCUCCUACAGGGCGUGCCAGCCCGGCGGCCCCAAAGAGAACGGCUUCAAUGGCGACCUGUCCUCUGGACACGCGGUGACAGCAGAACAAGUGUCGGCACGGAUUGUGCAGGAGGUGACAGCUGAAGCAGUGGCAGUGCUGAAGGGUGAGCAGGAGCUCCAUCCAGGUACCGCCGUCAGGAUUCCGUCAGUUGAAGACUCUGCCAACCUCCCUCCCUCCCCCCCACCUUCGCCCGCCGCGGAGCACUUUGGACCCCUGGAGCAAGAUGUAGGGGAUGAGGAGGAGGCUGGGCCUCUCCGACGCUUCCAAAAUUCUCGCGAGAGGUGCAAGUUCCUCGCCCCCUCCAUCUCUGUGUCUGUGCCCGAGGAUGACCCCUACCACUCCGACGAGGAGUACUAUGAGCACCCUCUGUUCAGCCCUGAGUGGACGCGGUCUGGCUCUCGCCCCUCAGGGCAGGCCGCCGCAUUUAGACAGAUCGAAGAAGAAGAGACCGUAGAGGCUCUUACUACCGAGGAGGAGGAGGAGGAGGAGGAGGAGUUGGAGUUGGAGUUGGAGGAGGAGGAGGAUGAGGAGGAGGAUACUGCAGAAGCAGCAGCAACAGCAGCAGCUUUUGAGGAGCCAGAGGAGCAGUGGAGUGGGGAUGAGCCUGAGAAGGGGCUCCAAGCCGAGCUCCUAGAGCAGGCCGAGGUCAUAAGCCAACCCAAGGCUGAGCCCGAGGUCAUAAGCCAACCCAAGGCUGAGCCCGAGGUCAUAAGCCAACCCAAGGCUGAGCCCUGCCUGCAGGCCAUGGCUGAGGUGGAGGCAGUUAGUGCUGCCACGGAGGAGUCAAAUGGGAGGAGCAGUGAGGCAGGGUGGGAGGAGAGGCCAGAGGAAGCCUUGAAGAUGGAUGCAGAUAGACCUGGCCAUGAGAGGACCGCUCCCGCCGGCGUGGACUUCACCGAACUCGAGAGACAGCUGGAGAAUGUUCAAGCAGUUCCUUCAAAUGGCCAGAGCCAGGCAAAAGAACAACCAAAAGUCUCCACCCAAUUAUCUGACAGUCUGUCUGAACAGAAGAGUGUGACCAAACAGCUGUCAGCCGAAGUGUCUGAACCAGCCUCUUUGAAGUCCUCUGCAGUGACACAUGAAGAGAAAACAGAGGGUGAGGAGUCCUGGGCCUUUGGGGCGAAGCACACAGUCAGUGUCCAAUCUUCAGAGAUAUCUUUAAAAAAGACUCCCGAAGUAAAGGGAAAGGAGGAAAAGCCAGGGGACCAUGUGAAAGACAAGUCUGGCAUGUCCGCAUACUUUGAAACCACAACCUUGAAGGAGGAUGAGGCCCGAGUGCCAGGAGAAGGCUACUAUGAGCUGAGCACCGCAGCGGAUGAGAAGGAGGGCCUGGCAGCUCCAUCAACCCCUGAGAUCAGCUACUCAAAUCUUGCGCAGAACAAAUCAGUAGAAGAGAGCAAAAAGAGUACCCCUGAGGAGCAAGCAACUCUUCCAGCCAUCGAUAGAAGGGAUGAUUGCCGCCUGUCACCUGGAAAGUUGGCGUUGGACCAAAGAAGCUACUCUCUUAACAUCCCCAUUGGAGGAAUGGACCAAGGACGUCCCAGAAACUUCUCACCAUUAGCUACAGAUAUAUUAUCAUUCACGAGUGGAAGUCUAGAUGAAUCAGCUGAUUACCUUCCUGUCACAUCCCCAUCUGCGGAGAAGCUCCCUCCUUUCCCCCCUCUUGGCUUGGAAACUUCGGCCUCUGCCAUUGCACCAUCCUCACCCCCCCUGGGUACCGUCUCUAGUGCGAAGACAAGCCCUCGGGCAGAAUCCCCAGAGUCGCCCUUUCCUACUAAGUACCAGUACAAAAAUGGCACAGUUAUGGCUCCUGACCUUCCAGAAAUGCUGGACCUGGCAGGCACCCGGUCAAGGCUGACGUCUGAGAACAAUGACUCCGAGAUGAUGAGGAGGAAGUCAGUCCCUGCAGAUGUGUCAGCUCAUGUAAGUGAGUCCUUAGCCCACUUGGUUCUGGGUGACCAAGGUCAGAAGGCAGCAAGAAGUGAAAGUCAAUUAGAGGAGCUUGGAUACUGUGUCUUCAGUGAAUACUCUGGGCCUAUGCCGUCCCCAGCUGAUGUACACAGCCCUAUGGACUCACCCCCUCAGAUUUUCACCACGAUGCCAUCUGAAGAGAAGGAUGUAGGGCCAGUUGUCAUUUCUGUAGAGGGUACACCAGACAAAAAGGAUGGGACACCUGACUCCGCUAUCCCUUCCAAAGAUAAAGAUGUCAAAAUGGACAAAACAGUUGUCUCAGCUGAAAAAGACAGCUCAGAUACCAAGGACAGUAAAGGGAAAGAAGAUGAUACCAAGACUGCUGAGGUUGAAGGCCAGGCUGUUCCUAAACCAGUUGAAUCUUUUGUGACACCAAUGGUAAUGGUUACCCUUGAAGAGACAGAGCCUGACAAAGAUGCUGAGGGGAAUAUUUCAGCAGAGGAGUAUGCCGCAAUAGCUGGCUAUGAAAGACAGAUUCGCAAACUGGAAAUGGAGGUCAGACCACUGAGCGUUGAAGAGGAGCGUGAACUGCAGGAAUUGAGGGAGAAGGUGAAAAACAAACCAGACCUGGUGCACCAGGAAGCUUAUGAGGAAGUCGAUGCAGAGGAUGUGUACCAGCUGACUGGAGUUGCAAAAGACAGAAUUACUAGACCCAUUAGGCCAUCCCCUGCGUCGUCUGUUGAGAGCGCCACUGAAGAGGAGAAGGUGAGUGCUGAACCAGAGAGGCCUAAGCAGCAUGAAGGUGCUGAAGCCCCAGUGGCAGAGGUCAUGAGGGCAUCUACACCAGAGCCGGUAGAGAAGGUGACAAAAGAGGAAAAAACAUCUGGCCCAGAACCAAAGCAGGAUGUUCCAGAACCCACUGACAUGACAGUCGCUGAGGUCAAAGCUCAACCUGUUGUUACAGCAUCUGCAGAAUCUGCUCAGGAUUCAACUACCAUGCCAGCACUGCCACAGAAAGGGGAGGAUAAGGUGGAGAUGGGAGAGGAGAUUGAACUGGCAGAAGAGCCAAAGGAAGUCACGCAGGAGGUUAAACCAGAAGUGCCUGCAGAAAAGACAGCUCCAGAGCUCCCUGGAAAAGUUGAGAAAGGUAAAGACCAAGAGGUGGAAGAUAAAGAUGCACUAGAAAGGGCUGGAAAGGUUGAGAAAGGUAAAGACCAAGAGGAGGAAGAUAAAGAUGCACUAGAAAGGGCUGGAAAGGUUGAGAAAGGUAAAGACCAAGAGGAGGAAGAUGAAGAUUCACUAGAAGGGGCUGGAGCACUGGCAGAAAAAACAGUGGAACCUCGAGCUGCCAUUGAGUCUGUGGUGACUGUAGAGGAUGAUUUCAUCACGGUGGUCCAGACCAUUGACGAAGGCGAGUCGCCUGUGCACAGUGUGCGCUUCUCAGCUCCUCCACAGGAAGUAGAGCCUCAGACGCCACAGACGCUGCAGGAGGCUGAAGAGGAGGAAGAGGAGGAGGAAGAGUCAGUGGAGAUGGCACAGGAAGUUGAGAUGGAGGCUCCCAGUCUGGAGGGAGUACCAGAUGUUCCAGAGGCAGCAGAGACCCCUGUACUUCCCCUGAAAGAGCCAGAGGUGGUGACAGAGUCUGAGGCUCCAACCGAGAGCUAUGAUGACUACAAAGAUGAGACAACCAUUGAUGACUCCAUCUUAGACAGCUCCUGGGUGGACACCCUAGCAGAUGACGACAAAAGCAUGGCCACUGAGAAAAUUGAACCUCCUCCUAAAAUGCGAAGCCCGGUGAAGAAACCAGCGGUGGAGAAGACGGUUAAGCAGAAGCCCAAGGGGGUUCGGGUAAAGGGGCGCGUUUCCACUCCGGAACGCAAACCUGUGCGCAAAGAACCGCUCCCCAUCCCCAAGGAAGACGCCAGGAAGAAAAAAGCUGUCAUUAAGAAGGCUGAGUUCCCCAAAAAGUCUGAAAUUCAGACUCGCUCUCCCUCCCGCAAGAGUGCUUUAAAACCCACUGUCAGGCACCCUAGACCUGCUCAGCACCACGCCUUAAGGCGGAGACCCACAGUCUCAGCAGAUGGACGCCAGCCCUUUAGUGUGGCCAGACAGUCACGGGACAGGACCUCUAUCCCCACCCCCUCCUCACUAACAAAGAUCCCCAAAUCCCGAGUGGCGGCCAUGCUCCCCCCUCGGCCCAACUCGGCCUGCUCCAACACAAUAAAGAGCCUUCAGAUGGAGGCUGACGGGUUCGGGCCCCGGCCCUCGUCGGCUGGAGCCCGUGAUUCCCCCUUGCUGCACAGACUCAUAGGAAAGGAUGGCGGCUCCAGGAGCCCAGAGAAGAGGUCAUCUCUGCCCAGGCCGGCCUCCAUCCUGAGCCGACGCCACCACCCAGCCGAGCCGGAGGAGAGCUCCACCUCCAUCACCAGCUCCGGCUCCACAGCGCCACGCAGGCCCACAUCAUUCCGCGCUGAGUUCAGAGCCGAGUAUAGGACGGGAAGGGCCCACAGCGUGGCUGGUAGGACAGAGACAAGCCGCUCUGAGUCGGCCCGUUCUCGCUCCGCCCGCAGCGGCACCUCCACCCCCCGCACGCCCGGCUCCACGGCCAUCACCCCCGGCACCCCGCCCAGCUACUCCUGCCGCACCCCGGGCACCCCGGGCACGCCCCGCACGCCCAAGUCCCUCAGCCUGCUGUCCGGCGAGAAGAAGGUGGCCAUCAUCCGCACACCGCCCAAGUCCCCGGCCACUACGCCCAAGAUGCUGCGCGUCAUCAACCAGCCCCUCCCUGACCUCAGGAACGUCAGGUCCAAGAUUGGCUCCAUCGAAAACAUCAAGUACCAGCCCAAGGGGGGCCAGAUUCAGAUUUUAAACAAGAAGCUGGACUUCAGUCACAUACAGUCAAAGUGCGGAUCCAAGGAUAAUCUGAAGCAUUCUCCUCGUGGAGGCAAUGUUUUCAUUCCUAGCGUAAAGCUGGACUUUAGCCACGUCAGGGCAAAGUGUGGCUCCAUGGACAAAGUGCAGCAUGCGGCAGGCGGCGGGAAUAUCCAAAUCCAGUCCAAGAAACUUGACUUGAGUCACGUGACUUCCAAGUGUGGUUCACUGGACAACAUUCGCCACCGGCCAGGAGGUGGAAAUGUGCGCAUUGAUAAAGUGAAGCUGGACUUCAAAGACAAAGCCCACGCUAAGGUGGGCUCCCUUGAUAAUGCCCAUCAUGUUGCCGGAGGAGGACAAGUAAUGAUCGAGAGCCACCGGCUCUUGUUCCGCGAGGUGGCUAAAGCGCGGGUGGACCACGGUGCCGAGAUUGUGACCCAGUCACCCGACGGGACGUCCCCGCACCGCCAAAGCCACAUGUCGUCCUCGGGCAGCAUCAACCUGAUGGAGUCCCCGCAGCUCGCCACGCUGGCAGAGGAUGUCACCGCCGCCCUGGCCAAGCAGGGCUUGUGAGCAGUCCAGCUGACCUCCUAUGGUCCAACCCCAUCUACCUGUGACAGCCACUGCCCCUUUCACUUAUGGUUCAACUUUACCCCGUCAGCUGCGCUCCUUCUUGCCCUCAACGACCAAGCCCUCAUAUUGCCGGGAGCCCCACUCCAAUGUGUGGAAGACGGUGCCCCUCCAUCCUGAACUCCAUCCUCAUGCAGCGCACAUCCACCUACUGGGACUGUAGUGACUCUAUUUAAGGAAACAAAAUACAAAAUAGAAACAAAAAGGGGGGGGGGGGGGGGAAACCAGACACCGUACAGUUUUUGUCUAUUUCAUUUUUUUGGUCAGUUUCCAAAGUAGAUUAGAAGUUACCAGUGCUUUUCCUCCUUUUCUGUUUGACUUUUUUAUGGUGUGUACAGAUAGUGGCCUGAAGCUCUGAUCCCAGAUCAGCUGUAGCUGUUUGCACAAAGUAAUUAGGUAGGACCAGGAACGGGAUUGGCUGACUUCUGGUCAGCUUUGGAACAGCCUUUUUCUACAAUAGGCAGGAAUUGAUGAGAGGCCAUUCCAUGCAGCUUGCCUUCUUUUGCUUGGCCAGUGCAUGGACUUGAAACACACCCCCCAGCAGCAAGUCAUGCUCACCUAACCUCCAGUAUGAUAUAAACUAUAGCUAUAAACAUGUGUAUAAACAUACCAGCUCCUCAUCAGCAAUUUCAAUUGAUUUUAAAACUAAGCAAUCACUUAUACCUGUAAAAUUGCAUCAUUGCAAAAAAAGAGAGAUGAGAUUAUGGUAUGAUGAGCAUGUAUCAAUUCUCACACAAAAGGAGGCUAUUUUGUAUCUUCAAAGAAUUUUAGUAGGUUAUUCCCUGAAUCAUUGGAUUAAAUGAGCAUUUCACAUAUUUUGUAGAUAUUAGUGUCAAUGUUAUGCUUGUCAAUUACCUCAGUCGACCUGCAGUUGUGGCCCAAGGUUCUCUUUCUCUCUCACUCACUCUCUCUCUCUUUCUCAGUCUAUCACUCUCUCUCUCUUUCUCAGUCUAUCGCUCGCUGUCUCUCUCCAGAAAUGGCUCUGAAUUUGGCUGUAAGCACUAACUAUAUUUGAACAUAGCUGUGUUAUUCUCUCAUGCACUGUUUGACCCAGUUGUGUCACACUCUCGGCUUAGCUGAGUGACCUUUUGGAGGUCCACAGAAACCUUACACAGCCCACAGUGCAUCAGCUCAACAUCACAGAGACCAGUGGGUGUCCUUGACAUACUUCUCAGCUGUAGGCCCUCGGUCAGCUGAGAGUGGACCCUAUGGGCCUGCGGUAGUCUAGGUAACCUUUUUUUUUUUAAUUGAGCUGUGGUCAUUAUUUAAAUGGAUUGACUUGGGUGCAGGGUGCAGCUACUCUGAGCACGGUUGUUGUGUCAGACAGACCCUGUGUUUCGCCAUGUCACCUUUGGAUGCUGUAGGUUUUGUUGAGGUUUUCUUUGUGCUGGAUAAACUAAAAAGGGACAAAAAGUCAGAAAAAAAAUACAAAAUGACAUUUCAAAAAGCAUACAUAAAAAAAGGAAACUCAGUCAUCUCUUGCAACUGUUUCAUAAAGUGCUCCAGUAUAAAUGUUUUUAUUUCUCUCUCUUUCUCUCUCUCUCUGUCGUUAUUUGUGGUAUCCCAAACCCUCUGGAUCCCCUGAUGUUUGUUAGCUUCUGUGUUUCUCUGCACCCCAAGCCUUGCCCUUCCCCAUUUCCAACCCACCUACUCCCUCACAGCAACUGUAAAUGUAUUUAAAAGUCAUGUAGAUGUUUGCUGUUUUUCUCUUGUUGAUCUGAUACCGAUUACAAAUGCUCAUAUGAUAAUGACAAUAUCUAAAAAUAAAAAAAAUCAAUUCAAUUGA
Molecule: messenger RNA, 7845 nt
Organism: Clupea harengus (Atlantic herring)
Lineage: Eukaryota; Metazoa; Chordata; Actinopteri; Clupeiformes; Clupeidae
Gene: map2
Product: microtubule-associated protein 2
Biological process (GO): microtubule cytoskeleton organization; neuron projection development
Cellular component (GO): neuron projection
Molecular function (GO): microtubule binding
Source: RefSeq, a predicted model, not a curated record